This is a messenger RNA of Musca domestica (house fly), 1960 nucleotides long. RefSeq lists its product as uncharacterized. The transcript is spliced from 2 exons. Bases 444 to 1271 code for a protein of 275 amino acids. NCBI's taxonomy places the organism in Eukaryota, Metazoa, Arthropoda, Insecta, Diptera, Muscidae. The record is from RefSeq and is a predicted model, not a curated record.
UGUCACAGAAUGUAAAAUCGUUCAAGAGUGAAAACGAAAACGGUUUUAGCUUCUCUAAAAAACGGAAAACGCAAAAAUUUUGCGUUUUGAUAUCACUUUCAAAAAGCAGGGUGAAAUUGAAAUGUUUAGUGAUUUUAACGUAAAAAAUAAACAGAAGACACAUACAUUUAACAGAAAAUAUUGUAUUAACCAAAUUCUCUUAGAAUGAACAUGUUUUUGGAAUUUAUUUUACAAAAAAUCUAUUAUUUUUCUAAUCCAUGAUGAAAACGCAAAAAAAUAUGCAGAAAUGAUCGGCAGACUUGUAUUGUUGAAUUAUUGCCAUAUGUGUUGAAGAAGAAGGUGUAGAAAUGUACAACUGACAGACCAAAAAGCAAGAAGGGGAAAAACAAAAAAACAAUUAAUUGUUUGGUUUGAGACAGAGCGCUUCAGUCAAUCGGGCAAAAAUGGGCAAACACCGAAACGUUAAACAGGACAAAUUUUUUAUCAAUUUUAUGGAUAAACAUCACGAUAUUGCCAGGGGCUAUGUAAAAGGUGAUAAGGUUGUUGUUGAUUCCCUAUGGACAGAAUUGACAGCUUUGCUGAAUAGUUCAGGUCCACCAAGUAAAACCUGUAAAGAAUGGAAGAAAGUUUGGUCAGAUUGGAAAGGAAAUGUUAAGGCGAAGAUGUGCCAUAAUAAAAAGGACUUGCGAGGAACUGGUGGUGGUGAUAUCAAUCAAUAUGUUUUCAAUGAACACGAGAACAGUUUAAUCAGAAUUUGCGGAUUGUAUAAAAGUGUCGAUGGAGUUGGUGGUGCAGUAAGCUUUGCGGAUUUUGUAAGUGAAUUAGACCUCAGUUGUUCUGAAAAAGAAAACUUUGAUUCGUCAUCAUCUACACAUAUUCCAAGAACUCGAAAAUCAAGUCAAUUAGUUUUAAGUGAAUCUGAAAACGAAGAGCUUAAUUUUUCACCCUCAACUUCAAAGCAGACCACUUCGAUUUUAAAUAAAAAAGAUAGACCAAGAUCAUGCAUUCCAGCUGCUUUUAAAAAUGUUUCUACAUUGGCAAUUGAUCCAAGAACACCAACAUUGGAAGAAAUCCGUUCGCGAACACCUAUUCAAAAACGACUUAGAAAUAAAAGCUUAUCGUGUUCUCCGCCAUCUACACCAAUAAGACAAGUGUCGGGCAGCCUAACAAAAGCAAAACCCACGCCUGCAGUAAAAAGACCCCGGGCAAGAACUCCCUCAAAGCAAGAUCUAAAUGCGCUUUUAGUUGAGGUUGAAAAUUCUAGAAGAUAACAGUAAGGAAAUGAAAAAACAAACUGAAAAGUUGGACAGACUUUGUAACAUCCUGGAAAAAAAGUAUGUGGAAGAGCAGUUUUAUAAUAUUGAAAUGCAAAAGAGAAUGCGUGAACGGAACGAAAUGAAAUUCAAAAUAGUUGAACUUGAAACUCUUAAAUAUGCUGUAGAACAGGAAAAAGCAAAUACGACUCGUUCUUAACUUUACAUUAUUUUACACAAUGGACUAAAAACAAUCUGUUUUUUGUUUUAUAAAAUGUUUUUUUUUAUUAUUUAAAUGAAUUGAAAUAAAAAAUGCAUUAGUUCAUUUGACUAGCAAUAUUAUUUCUAAUACGUUUGGCUACGUUGUACAUAUUUAUUUCAGGGUAGAUGUCCACAAUAUUUUGGUCGUUUUCAGAAUUUUCCUCAUUUGUAACAGGUAUCUCGUCUUCUUCGCAAGUAUUGAAGCCCCUGGCAUUUUUACUUUUGGUGUUUAUAUUAUAAAAAAACAAUUUAAACUCCUUUUUUAAUUGUCAAUAAUUUGUUUACGACUUUUUUUCAUGGAGUUACCAUAUUUUUAUUUCAAAAAUGUGAAAUGAUUUUUUUUCCGGAUUAGUCAAAUCGUACGAGUGCUGAAGAAGCAAAAGCAAAUCGUAACGAUUUGGAAAAGGUGAAAUAAAUCGAUUUCGUAAAACUUCUGUGACAUGCCU